AUGGCCGUAACAGUCUCUACUCUCCUGCGCUCAUCAAGCACGGGUCCAAUCACACUUUCACAAUUCACCGAUGUCCUGCAGCGAACAUGGACCGAGUCGCGUCGAUUUCGGCCGGGGAUGGCGGCGGUGUUGCCAAGGAGAUUAGGCCUAGCUGUAAGCGGCGGGGCUGACUCAAUGGCAUUGGCGUAUCUAUGCCGGGAGUGGGAGAAACAACAACAGCGCAACAACCCCAGUGGAAACCCAGCCCCCAGAACAAAUGGUGAUGACGUGAGCGUAACAGCUUUCAUAGUCGACCACAAAGCACGUCCCGAAUCCACGACGGAGGCCCAAACCGUCUCCGCCUGGCUCCAGGCCUUGGGUCUAAAGACCUCCAUCCUCCCACUAACCUGGCCGUCGAGCAGUCUCACAAGCUCGGCCUUUGAGACACAUGCUCGAAGACUCCGGUACCGCGCUCUAGGCGAGGCGUGUCGAGAACACGGGAUUGAGGCGUUACUCAUGGGCCACCACCAGGACGACAAUGUCGAAACGAUGAUUUGGCGCCUGGCCUCAGUUGCGAAGGGGGCGGCGGGGCUAACGGGGAUCCCGGGGCUUGCGAGGAUUCCCGAGUGUCAUGGUCUUUGGGGGGUUUCGGAGAGUGGGAAGGGUGUUUCUGUUUCACCGGGGGACUUUGUUCCUGAUCUUGCACCUGGGCAGGGACGGGAACAGAACCGGCACCAGCACCAGCAGGAAGGGACCAGGAUCCAAGUAGCGACUGGCGGCAUCCACAUCGCACGCCCACUCCUCUCGUUCCGCAAAUCUAGCCUUGUGGCUACAUGUGUUGAGAACAGUGUUCCCUUUGUCGAUGAUCCGACGAAUUUCGAUCCGACAUUGACGGCCCGGAAUGCGAUUCGGUCGAUGCUCUCAAAGGGGUCUUUACCCCGUGCUCUGACGCAUCCGUCUAUCCUGAGUCUUGUUGAGAGGGCACAGGGGAGGGUGAGGGAGUCGUAUCGGCUUUCGGAUGAGACUCUGGCAAAGUCCUGUAGAUUGCUUGAUCUUAAGUUUAGGGCUGGAACGAUGACGGUGCAGUUUUUGUCUUCGCCUUCAGCUUCGGAACAUUCUUCAGAAGCCCAGAAACAGGCGCAGGAGAUUUCGUCUCAACCUCGACCGCAAAUCCAGGCUCUGACACUUCGCCGCAUCACAGAGCUCAUAUCCCCAUUUCCAGAGAACCACUGGCCAUUAUCGAGCUUCGCGGACUUUACGGAUCGUGUCUUUCCCUCCGCUCCUCCUUCUUCACCAUCUACUCUGGGGUCAGAAUCACAUUUGACACCUAAUUCAGGAUCAGAUGCGAGACGGAAGGCAUUCACCGUCGGCGGAGUCCUAUUCCAACCACGUCCUUCCUCGCCGAAGUCAAAGUCAAAGACGACGGCCAAUACUACUCUGACGGACAACGACACCAAUAAGUGGCUUCUAGCCCGGCAACCCUACUUCCGCAACCGAGCUCCCACCUUACGUCUGGACGUCCCAUUCCCAAAACCAACCGAUACCAAUAAAAACCUAAUAUAUACCCCCUGGACUCUAUGGGACAACCGCUUCUGGAUCCGAGCUGCGGCAAGCCCGAUUCCGGACCCUAACCCUCAGCUCACUUCAACUCCAACCCCGAACCAUGGCCAGCAAACCGAGAUCCCGAUUAUUAUCCGCCCGCUCCAGCAGUCUGAUCUCUCACUUGUUCGACGAAUGGACGCUGUGCAGAAGCGAGCGGGGAAAGAACGUAUUUUACGUCAAGAUGAGAUAUCUGUUCCGCGAAUAUCUGAGGAUAAGCGGGACAACGCAGAACUCGAUGCACGUGCAUUUUUCGCGAAAUUAAGCUCAGAAGCACCUGGCCAGGCGCGGUUUACACUUCCUGUCCUUGCUCUCGAUGAUGGAGAGGGAAGGGGGUGUAGACCGCUGGCAUUGCCCACAGUAGAUUUACUGUUUCCGGGGUUUCCGGAUCCAAGGCCCAACUCGAACCUGUGGACGAUACGCUGGGAAUGGAAGUAUAAAAUGGUUGAUUUGGACUCGUUAAGAUUAAUGGGUUUGGUAUAA
Molecule: messenger RNA, 2061 nt
Organism: Aspergillus calidoustus
Lineage: Eukaryota; Fungi; Ascomycota; Eurotiomycetes; Eurotiales; Aspergillaceae
Source: the annotation of a GenBank genome assembly